AUUAAGCCAAAGCAAAGCAAGAAGCUGCGAGGCGAGUGUGAGCCUGCCUGGGGCCUGGCCAAAGUGAGGGACACCAGAGACAGGACGUCCGUCUCCGCCGUUCACGUCAAUCCACCAUUCCUCCCGGCUCCCGCUGGGGCCGUAGCGCGCGCGCACACCGCGAUGCACACGCCGUUCGUGGACAAGAGCCCCCGCCGCCGGGACAGCGCCGGCGGCCGCCUGAAGCAGCGGCUCGCGCAGAUCCUCACGCGCUCCUCCUGCACCACCAACACCACGUCCGCCGGCGCCGGCGCCUGCGCCAGCGCCACCGCGGGAACGGCCUUCGUGAGCCUCGCCCGGGCCGGCGCCGACUCCUCCCCCCGCCAGCAGGAAGCGCCGCCCUCCCCGUACUUCUGCACCCCCUGCACCUACGAGCGGCCCACGGCCGAGGGCCUCCUCCCGCGCCGCAGCCGCCGCCGCACCCGGAGCGCGUCGCUCGUCCACAUAUCCGUGGACUGCACCGGCGGCAACGCGGCCGCCUCUGGCCGGCGCUCGUUCCACUCCGACGCGCCGCUGCUGCAGCGCUUGUCGGUGCCGGCGAGGGACGUCGUCGGGAAGCGGGGCAAGGGCGGCGCCGGGGGCAAGCCCGCGGCGCGGUCCCCGUCGGCGUCGCGUCGGCACCUGUCGUCGUCGUCCUCGUCCUGGGGCCGCGCGCGGCGGCCCCGGAGCACGCCCGCGCCGUACAGCUGGUCGCCCUCCUCCGCCUCCUCCGCGACGGACGACGAGGUCGCGCCGUUCAGCAGCUGCGACGGGGAGGCGGGCGGCGAGGAGGCCGAGACGAGGACGCUCUUCUCGUCCCUCAGCCUCUCGUCGGACUCCUCCGAGUUCUACCGCAGCAGCACGAGGAAGAGCCACAGGAGCACGACGGCUCGCCGCGCGCCGCGCCGCGCGCCGCCAAGAAGUACCGGCGAGGCAGCCCCAGCCGACGGCGCCUUCCGGCCGCUGGUGUCGGUGGAGACGAGGAAGCACAGGGGGUUCGACGGGAGGAAGAAGAAGGGAGAGGAGGGGGUGAGCGUCAAGAAGCCGAUGGGCGCCGCGGCGGAGGAGACGAAGACAACCGGCGGCGCGGGCAUGGCGGUGGUGAAGCGCUCGAGCAACCCGUACCUGGACUUCCGUAGCUCGAUGGUGGAGAUGGUGGUGGAGCGGCGCAUCGGCAGCGUGGGGCGGAUGGAGGAGCUCCUGGGGUCGUACCUCUCGCUCAACUCCCCGCGCCACCACCCGGCCAUCCUCGCCGCCUUCGAGGACGUCUGGGAGGCCGUCUUCGGCGAGGAGUGACCAUACGGAUGGCCGAUCUACACCGGGACGAUCGUUUAGUUCCGUGGAGACGCUGGGAAUGGAUCGAUCGGCGACGUGUUGAUGCGCAGCUUGGUCGUGGUGUUGUAUCUACUAGUAUGAUGUACUACGUGCCAAUGCAUAAAUUGGCAUGAUCGUGCCAUCGGAAUGCUGCGGUGCUCAUGUAAUGAAUUAGCUAAAUGAUGAUAAUCGAGCGCCUUGGUUUCUUUUACUUCCA
This is a messenger RNA of Panicum virgatum (switchgrass), 1549 nucleotides long. Its product is annotated as transcription repressor OFP3-like. NCBI's taxonomy places the organism in Eukaryota, Viridiplantae, Streptophyta, Magnoliopsida, Poales, Poaceae. The coding region runs from base 163 to 1314 and encodes 383 amino acids. The transcript has 2 exons. The record is from RefSeq and is a predicted model, not a curated record. Gene Ontology annotation, biological process: negative regulation of DNA-templated transcription.